GCUACUCGAGUUAAAGUUCAAGCAAGCACAACACACAAAAUGUUCAAAUACGUCGCCAUUGUUGCCCUUCUAAUUGCCUCCGCCAGCGCUGGUCUGAUUGAAACUCACCAAGUGCUCCACGAGCCCGUUCUAGCCAAGGUGGGCACCGUUGUGCACAGCGCUCCUUCGGCUGUCUCCCAUCAGAGCAUCACUCAGGUCCACAGCAAGCCUGUCAUCCAGCACGUUGUGGCGCCUGUGCUGAAGACCACCAUCCAUGCUGCUCCAGCUGUCCACGCCGUGCAUGCUGCUCCAGUGGUUCACUCCGUUCAUGCUGCUCCUCUGCUGCACGCUGCUCCUGCUGUGGUGCCAGUCGUGCACUCAGCUCCUGUGAUCAAGUCUGUGCUGCACACAGCUCCUUUGGCCUACUCUCUGCAUCAUUAA
Messenger RNA from Drosophila hydei, 420 nucleotides. Its product is annotated as retinin-like. Bases 40 to 420 code for a protein of 126 amino acids. Lineage: Eukaryota; Metazoa; Arthropoda; Insecta; Diptera; Drosophilidae. The record is from RefSeq and is a predicted model, not a curated record. The transcript is spliced from 2 exons.